CAGGUGAUAUUAUGGACGUGCAAGCCUUCGCGCGAUUAUCAAAAAAGCUGUCGAAGGCCCCGAAGAAGAAGAAGGAGGAAGGGGGACCCUCGAACCAACUCUUCGUCGACGAUGUUCUCAAGAAGGCUGGGGCCUCCAAAACUCCGGAAACUAAGGAACCCCCCAAGGAGGUUGCUGCUGGUGACACCGGUGUUGGUGCCGGAGGCUCCCAAGCCGGGGAGCUUAAGAGAAAAAACACCGGGAAGGGCUCCAAGCCUCCGGUGACUAAGAAGCAGAGGGGGGCCGAUGAAGGUAAGGGUGCCCCCCUCGUGAUCCUUGAAGAGCCCUCCCCCUCUCAUCUGGUGGACCUUGACGAGGGGGCCUGGCCGCAAGAGACGGUGCGGUUCUCCUUUAAGAAGGGGACUGCCAUCGUGCACGGCACCCUCGAUCCGAGGGAAUAUCUGAAGGGUGCCACUCCCCCUUUGGAUUGCUCGACCCUCGGUAAGUUCGAGGACGAAGCCCUCGAGCGAAGAGCACUCGAGGCCUCGGUCACUGCCAGCCUGGCCUUCGGAGAGUAUGUCCGGAGGAUGGAACAGGUGCGUUUGGACAAGGCAAAAAAUGACGCUGCCCUGGAGAAACUCAUCAGGGACCAUUCUGAGGCCAUCAGAUGUUGCGCCGAGCUGGAGCUGGCCCUUAAGCAGUCGGGGGAGAAGCUCAAAGAGGCAGAGGAGAAGGCCCGAGCCGAGGGCAAGGCUGAAGCUGAGAAGGCGGCUGCUGAGGCCUCAAUGAAAGCCGCCGAGGAAGCGGCAAAGGCCAAGUCCGAGGCCGUCUCCAAAGCCGAGAAAGAUGCCGUUGCCGCCUUCCAAUCCGAGGGGUGGAAAGCAGAUGACUUAGAACCGUGGAGGGCCUCGGUGGUGGAGUCUUCAGUGGAUGCUUGGGUGAAAGGCCCCGGUGCUGAGUGGAUGGCCCUAAAGGGCAAAGAUUAUUUCGAUGGGGGCGAGUUCUUCACCCAGCGUCUCAUCUACCGGAAGCUGGCCGAGCAUUUCAAGAUUCCCAAGGACAAUUUCGAUCCUUCGGCUUAUGGUCUUCCUCCCCGGCAGCCUGAUGUGAGGGUCCCCCUCCCGGAGGGCGAGGAAAGGGUUCAGCUUGCGGACUCCGAGUUAAUGAGGGAGUAUGGCCUCCAUGAUGAAGAAGAUGCGGAGGAUGACGCAGCCUCGAAGCCGAGGGACGAGGCAGCUGCAGAAUCCCAAGCUUGAAUUUUCUAAGUAUAAUUGAAUGUAAUAGUGGUAGGCUCCGGCUUCGGCCUCGUAUGUAAACAAACAUCCUUUGUUAACACUCUGUUUUUUUUUUUUUUU
This is a messenger RNA of Cuscuta epithymum, 1334 nucleotides long. NCBI's taxonomy places the organism in Eukaryota, Viridiplantae, Streptophyta, Magnoliopsida, Solanales, Convolvulaceae. The record is from the annotation of a GenBank genome assembly.